CAUAGGUUUUCCUUCCUUCGAAGCCAAAUUCAGGUUCGUUUUUCUCUUUGUCAUCCUUUCGAAUCCAAACCAUCUUCGAGCUUGUUAAGAAAGUUCUUCGGACUUCGACUGACAAAAAAUGAAGUUGAACACAAGAGUUACCUCCUCUCGGCGCAAGAACCGCAAGCGUCAUUUCAGCGCACCUUCCCACAUUCGUAGGAAGUUGAUGACGGCUCCCCUAUCCAAGGAACUCAGGACAAAGUACAACGUCCGAAACAUCCCCAUCCGCAAGGAUGAUGAAGUUCAGGUUGUACGAGGCCACUACAAAGGACAGCAGGUUGGCAAAGUCAUCCAGUGCUACCGUAAAAAGUUUAUGAUCUACAUUGAGAGGAUCCAGCGUGAGAAGGCCAAUGGAGCCACUGUUCCAGUUGGCAUCCACCCAUCUAAAGUUGUCAUUGUCAAACUGAAGAUGGACAAGGACCGCAAGAAGAUUGUGGAACGGAGGGCUAAGGGCCGCCUUGCUGCUUUGGGCAAAGACAAGGGCAAAUACACAGAAGAGUCUGCAGCCUCCCCUGCCACCACGACGCCGAUGGAAACAGCUUAAAUUUUCGGUCGAGAUACUUUGUACAUUCUAUUUGAAUACAGAGUAUUUGAGCUGCAUAA
This is a messenger RNA of Daphnia carinata, 642 nucleotides long. RefSeq names its product large ribosomal subunit protein uL24-like (gene RpL26). The record is from RefSeq and is a predicted model, not a curated record. The transcript is spliced from 4 exons. Bases 119 to 583 code for a protein of 154 amino acids. Gene Ontology annotation, biological process: ribosomal large subunit biogenesis; cytoplasmic translation. Gene Ontology annotation, molecular function: RNA binding; structural constituent of ribosome. Lineage: Eukaryota; Metazoa; Arthropoda; Branchiopoda; Diplostraca; Daphniidae. Gene Ontology annotation, cellular component: ribosome; cytosolic large ribosomal subunit.